AUGAAGAGUGAAGAGUCACCCCAUAGAAAACAAAUGAAGAGUGAAGAGUCACCCCAUAGAAAACAAAUGAAGAGUGAAGAGUCACCCCAUAGAAAACAAAUGAAGAGUGAAGAGUCACCCCAUAGAAAACAAAUGAAGAGUGAAGAGUCACCCCAUAGAAAACAAAUGAAGAGUGAAGAGUCACCCCAUAGAAAACAAAUGAAGAGUGAAGGGUCACCCCAUAGAAAACAAAUGAAGAGUGAAGGGUCACCCCAUAGAAAACAAAUGAAGAGUGAAGGGUCACCCCAUAGAAAACAAAUGAAGAGUGAAGGGUCACCCCAUAGAAAACAAAUGAAGAGUGAAGGGUCACCCCAUAGAAAACAAAUGAAGAGUGAAGGGUCACCCCAUAGAAAACAAAUGAAGAGUGAAGGGUCACCCCAUAGAAAACAAAUGAAGAGUGAAGGGUCACCCCAUAGAAAACAAAUGAAGAGUGAAGGGUCACCCCAUAGAAAACAAAUGAAGAGUGAAGGGUCACCCCAUAGAAAACAAAUGAAGAGUGAAGGGUCACCCCAUAGAAAACAAAUGAAGAGUGAAGGGUCACCCCAUAGAAAACAAAUGAAGAGUGAAGGGUCACCCCAUAGAAAACAAAUGAAGAGUGAAGGGUCACCCCAUAGAAAACAAGUGAAGAGUCACCCCAUAGAAAACAAAUGA
Protopterus annectens (West African lungfish) is the source of this 690-nucleotide messenger RNA. Its product is annotated as early nodulin-75-like. Lineage: Eukaryota; Metazoa; Chordata; Ceratodontiformes; Protopteridae. The transcript has a single exon. The coding region runs from base 1 to 690 and encodes 229 amino acids. The record is from RefSeq and is a predicted model, not a curated record.